Molecule: messenger RNA, 1871 nt
Organism: Penaeus chinensis
Lineage: Eukaryota; Metazoa; Arthropoda; Malacostraca; Decapoda; Penaeidae
Product: organic cation transporter protein-like
Exons: 14
Coding region: 1-1770 (589 amino acids)
Biological process (GO): transmembrane transport
Cellular component (GO): membrane
Molecular function (GO): transmembrane transporter activity
Source: RefSeq, a predicted model, not a curated record
AUGGUGAUCUCGCUAGCGGCCUGCGCAGCUUAUGUAGGCGAGCGCUGUCCUCCAAAGAGCAGCUGCCCUCAGUGCUGGUUAGCGAGCGACCGACACUGGACCUGCAGCUGGGUUCGGAAAGCGGGAACCGAUGUGAAAAUGGCCAACAAAUUUGACGAACUGCUUAGCACUCUGGGAACGGGGAAGUGGAAUUUAAUGUUCUUCUUCGCCACCACAUAUUGGAAUAUGCAGCUGAUACCCCAUACACUCGGCUCCGUUUUCUUUGCUCCCCAAGUACAGUACACUUGCGAACCUCCUGGACAUUCAGCCUCGACGAAAUCAUCCAAUACCACAGACAAUUGUCACUAUCUGGGUGUUUACAAUGGCACUAAAGGGGAGCCAUCUCCGCUUCCCUGUACUAAAUGGUCUUACGAUACAUCUACUUUCACCAGUACUAUUACUAUGCAGUUUGACCUGGUCUGUGACUCGGAGUACCUACGAGCAACGUACCAAAGUAUGUACAUGUUUGGUAGCUUUGUGGGUGCGCCGAUUAACGGGAUUUUCUCCGACAGGUACGGAAGGAGGACAGUGUUUACCUACGGGACAAUUCUCUUCACCAUAGUGGCGUUAUUCUCAUGCCGUCUCCCGAACUUUUCGUCCAUAUUAGCAGCGCGAUUCAUCCUGGGCUUCUUGCACCCCGCGGGACUGCAGGCGGGCUACAUUCUAGCCAUGGAAACCUGCGAGCCGAGACGACGCACGGUCAUGGGCAUCAUCCUCGGCCUGCCAUGGGCGUUGGCUACUGUGGCAUGGGGCGGAUGGGCGUACCUCAUUCGAGAUUGGCGUUGGCUGCAGCUGAUUGUGUCCCUCCCUUGCCUCCUGCUUCUGCCUGUUUUGUGGUUCUUGGACGAAUCUCCGCGCUGGCUGAUCGUCAGAGGCAACCACAGGCGGGCAAGGGAGGUGCUGGAGAGAGCUGCCACGUGGAACAAGGUGGAUCUCCCUCCUCCUGAAGAACUGGAUGCGUUGAUGAAGAAUAUUCAGAAGGAGUCCACCCUGGCGAAGGAAGAGGAAGAUCACAACUUCAGUGGGUUCAAGGGAUAUCUCGCCACCUCUUGGAAGAAGUUUCUCAGUGUAUUCAUUCUCCUCAGGACGCCGAAACUUCGCAAGAUCAGCCUCCUCGUGUACACCAAGUUCUUCAUGGUGUCAAUGGUGUUCUACGGCAUUUCGCUCAACGCCGUCAACUUCAGCGUGAACCCUUUCCUGUACAUGUCCCUCGGAGGCAUGAUGGAGAUCCCCGCCUACACGCUGACGGUGCCCAUCGUCGAGUACUGGGGCCGCAGACUUCCCUCGGCCGCCUUCUACUUCGUCGCCGGCGCCUCGAUCCUCGCCCUCGCCGUCAUCCCUGCGGACAUCUCGUGGCUAAUCAUCAGCCUGGCGAUGGUCGGCAAAUUCAGCAUCAGCGCGGGGUACCAAGUGCUCUAUCUCUACGCCACUGAGCUCUUCCCGACGGAGGUGCGGCUCUUGGCUCUCGGGACCUCCACCAUCGCCUCCAGGAUAGCGUCGAUGACCUCGCCCUUCGUGACGGAUUUGCUGGGACCUCACUACCCAUGGAUUCCCUCGGUGGUGUUCGGGGUGGCGGCCCUUCUAGCUGGCGUGGCAACCCUCCCCCUGCACGAAACCCACAAGCACCCCCUGCCGGACACGGUGAAGGACCUUGAGGAUCCCGAAGAAUAUCCGCUCGCCAGACCCGGAGAAGAGCCGAAGGAAGGAGAGAGGGAUCAGAUGUGCACUUAGUGACGUCAUAGUCAUUUUUUUAAUAUUAUUUUACUGUUAUUAUUGUCAUUAGUAUUAUUUAUUAUUAUUAUUGAUAUGAUUAAUGCUGAUAUUUUGUUAUU